AUGAGCAGUGAAGCAAGGGAAGAAGCACGUGCCAACGAGAAGUGCGGCUACCUCGACGGUGUUCAUCAGAAUUGUUCUAAAGGCUUCGUAUGUACUAACCAUGUGUGUCUCUGUCCUCCUCCCUACUCAGUCAUUGACGACGUCUGUACAAAUAGCUCAACCCCUCAGUCAAUGAGCUCUCCCUGUGAUCCAGCAUGUCAACCACCUCAACUGUGUGUUAAUAACCGUUGUGAAUGUGCCGAUGGUGUGUCGUGUGUGAUUGCGGACGUGUCACGUCGACGUCGUAAACGUAAUGUCGAGCAGUCGAUGGUAUGCUGGCCUGGAGCGGCUCAGUGUAGUGCCGGGAAUGGUGUGUGUAUCGACAACGUAUGCCACUGCAUUAAUGGAUACGUCGAAGCGGAUGGCGUCUGUGCUCCAGAAUUCGUCCGAAUCAAUGAGAAAUGUGACCCGAACAACGUUUCACCGCGAUGUAUGGAAAAUGCCAUCUGUACCAACGGUGUCUGCGUAUGUGCCGUCCCUGGCGGCUGUGAUCGUGAGAACCUUCACACUGGGCCCAGAUACAGUGACGGGCGUUGUACCACGGAUCGGCAAUGUCAGAAUGGACGAUGUGUUGCGGGAAGAUGCCACUGUAAUGAAGGAUUCAUUCUUCAGAGCGGCAUCUGCGUGUCCGUGAUCGGUGCCUUCAAGAACAUCAACGGCCAAUGCACAGUGGGUGAUCGCUGCUCUGGUGGAUCGACAUGUCGCGCUAACGUCUGCCAGUGCGUUGACGGCUCUUCUGAACAUCACGGUCGUUGUCGUCAGUCCCCAGGAGGACGAUGCACGUACGGGGAGACAUGCGAUGGAGGCUCGAGCUGCGAAUUCGGUUUGUGCCGUUGUCCUGACGGUCACAUCAUCAACACCGGCAGGUGUGUCAUGGGCAGUGCUGAACCCGGCAAGUCGUGUCAGAACGGUCAGAAAUGCGUUCACGGGAGUGUCUGUCGUUUCGGGAUGUGCAUGUGUGUCGCGAAGUACGUGACAUCUAAAGGACGGUGCGUUGGCUCGUUGAAAGGCCCUGGUUUCGAGUGUCACGAGAAAGAUAUCUGCAACGGUGGUUCAACAUGUCGAGAAGGAUUCUGUGUGUGCAACGAUCUGGAGGUGAUCAUCAAUGGCCAAUGUGUGGGAAGUCAUGAAAAAGCCAACGAAGUCGUUGACAAUCUGCUUGUCGCCGCGCCUGGACAGCCUUGUGAUGCCCGGACAAACUGCACUGGUGGAUCCACUUGCAUCAAUCGUGUCUGCACAUGUGAGCACGGCGCAAUCGACGAGUCAGGUAGAUGCUCUGAAGUGAGGAAGGAAUAUGGCGCCAAUGCAGCACCAGCAAAGAAAAGCCCGGACCAUUUCCAACCCGGUUCGGCCUGCGCGCUCACUAUUGAGUGUCCCUAUCGGACUCAAUGUGUUAGAGGAGUAUGCCGUUGCAAGAAAGGCGAGACCAUCGUGGAUAACACAUGCAGGAAAGCGAUCCAUCAGGUACUGCCUGGUGGUAAGUGCGACCCUCGUAAAGGGUAUGACUGCAUUGGUGAAGCCCAUUGCUUCUACGGUGUCUGCACAUGCACUCGGCACCUCAUCAACAACGGCAAGGAGUGCGUGACUGUGACCGAAAUGGAAAUGGUGACACCUGGGAAGAGAUGUGGUCCCGGACAGUCUUGCAACGGAGGAUCGCGCUGUAUCGAUGGAAUCUGCCGAUGUCCCGAAGACGAAGUGCCAGACGUCAACAAAAAGUGCGUCAAGAAGUCGCAAGUCUAUCCUGUCUUCGACAAACUUUCUGGGAUCUCAACAACUCCCGUUUAUCAACCCGAACCGGUGCUCCCUACUAGCACCUCAGUGCCAAAUAUAACGCCAGCACUAGAUAUGAUGGGUGAACUGGAAGCUUUUGAAGCAAUGCUGAAAGCAAAUCCUAGCUUUUCGCAAACUGAAACGGUCCCUCAAACAAUUUUCGGCCACACUUGCCAGACGAAGGACGAGUGCCCGGCCAAUGCGUUCUGUUUCCAGCAGCUGUGCAGGUGCAUGAUUGGAUUCCGCGCCAGCGCAGGGUAUUGCCAGCCUAUUUCUGCCAACUGUGUAACUCCUCCGAUGGACCAAGGAAAGCCGUGUGCCCAGCUGGCCCAUCCUGGUGAGGACUGCACACAUGGGCAGGUGUGCUCGUUCAACAGUUACUGUGGCCUAUUCAGUGGAGUCUGUGAAUGUCCAAGUGGUAUGGCAACAACAAAUGAGCGUUGCGAACGUACGUUGGCUGCUCCGGGACUUGGCUGUGUCACAUCAAGGAACUGCUAUGGAUCCAGCUACUGUGACAAUGGCCUAUGUCUAUGUAAAACUGGUUAUGAACUGGUUAAUGAUUUCUGUGUACCGGUUGGUCAAACUCCCACUGGCAGUAUGAAGGAUCUGAGCUUUAAACCCGUUGAGCCUUACUUCACCUCUACGGUAUCUUCAAGUGUCCCUGCUGUCUAUUCAUCAGCCACCAUUCCUCUGGAUUUCUCGAAACCUCCAUUCAACUUCCCAGCCAAGCCCCAGAUAAAAGCCUACUACCCUAACUUCAAUCAGCAACAAAUGCCUGCGCCAUCACAGGCGCCAGUUCUGCCUGAGGCUCAGAGAUUUUCCGGUUUUUCUAUGCCAUUCGCUAAGGGAGCCAACACCAGGUCUGGAGAUGUGCUGCCCGAAACAGCAGCAAAGGCCUUCCUGAAGCUGAAGGCAACUCCCUUUGUCAGAAGCAGUUUUGUCGUUGUCCUCCGAAUACUUUCGCUGAGAAACGGCAUCUGUAGCAUUCGAAAACGAAUGAGUCCGAACCCAAGGCAUAAUAACGACGAGGGGAUCUCAAGCCAAGAAGAGGACGACUUCGCUGAAGAGCGGCAGUUUGCCGCUCCGCUGGAAAACUGCCAGAAUUUCGAGUUCUGCACUGGCGGUUCGGAAUGCUCGAAUAUUCAAGGAAUGGGGUUAGUGUGUCAGUGCCCAACGAACAGGAUUUUCCUCGAAGAUGAAUGUGUCGACGUGCCAAGAAACGCAAAUCUGGCUGGGAUAGGAGAAAGUUGUCGCAAUGGUGAGAUCUGCCUAGGUGGAAGCAGAUGCCUACAGAAUAUCUGUAUGUGCGACGAGAAUCGCCAUGACAUUCUCGGGAUUUGUGUGACCACAGCUCGACCCGGGGACGACUGCAGCAACGGGCAGAUCUGUGUCGAUGGAGCGGUCUGCGCCGCCUCGGUCAAGGCAUGUGUUUGUCCACCGGGCAGGAUUUCAAAGCUGGGUCGUUGUGUGGAAAAGGAGCAUGCACUGGGUGUGCCGAAAACCGUGGGUCCGGGCAGUGAAUGCGGAAGUCAGGCCAUCUGUGAGGACAAUUCCUUCUGUAGCGGCGAAGGCGUCUGCGUAUGCCUGCCGAGGUUCGAGCUUUAUGGCGAAAAAUGUGUCCCAAACGUGAUGGUCAAACAUCCAGGUGAUGGAUGUAAUUCGGGGAACAUGUGCAGUGCAGGAAGUGAAUGCAGAGACAACGUCUGCACCUGUCCCAGUGGUCAGCUGAUCAUCGAAGGGAAGUGUGUCCGAGUCACAAACGACAUACGAAAAAGGCCUGUCAGACCGGAUUGCACCUUAGACACUGAUUGCUCUGAUCAUUACCGAUGUGUGGACCAGAAAUGUGUCUGUCAUGGGAAUUUCUCUUACUGCUUACGGUUGGUGCUCAAGAGAGCUGAGGCCAGCUGCAGGGAAGACGCUCACUGUCCCGAGCAUGCCGUCUGCACUGACAACAUCUGCACAUGUAAAGACGAAUACAAAAUGAUAAGUAACUUCUGUGUGCCUAGCGAUAUGAACAAAUGGAGGAUUGUCAAAGGAACGAAAACUGUGAAGGACAUCGCGCUAAACAGAGGGUCUGAACCCGGUGCUUCCUGCUCGGAUGCGAAUUCUUGUACAGUAGGAUCGGUGUGCGUCAACGGCCAAUGUGUAUGUGACUUCGGAAGUGUCCCUGAAGAUGGCUCGUGUGUGUCCAAGAGCGGAAACCUUGGCGUCGGUGAACACUGCUCUGAUGCCUACAAAUGUCGUGAUGGUCUCGUGUGUGUGCUCGAACGAUGCAUGUGUCCUGAUGAUGAUCUAACAUGUGAUGGUCCUCUUGACACAUGUGUUGGAGGCGCAAUGUGCGUUGAUGGUCUAUGUGUGUGCCCGUCGGGUAUGCAUCCGUCUCCACAAGGCCGUUGUGAGCCCAGUACUGCCACGUCGGCACCGUCCGCAUCGUCAGCUCACAUAUUGAGUCCAGGUAGCGUGCACGCUGCCGAGUUCACUCAUCACCAUACGCAUCAGCCGUUUCAACCACGCUCAUCAUCCCAACCAGUUCCCACGCAUGCUACAACACCAUUGCUAACCUUCGCUAAUACGGCUUCAGAAACCGAUGAAUGCGCUGCGAUUGGCUUGUACUGUCGCAGCAACACUGUGUGUCGUGAUCUUAACUGUCAGUGUCCUGAUGAUUAUGUGCUGCACCAUGACGGAUGUGUACCACCGCAUGAAGCUGGACGGAAAAAAGCACGCGGAAAAGCGAGACAUCAAGGUGGUUUGUUUGGCUUCCAGUAG
Messenger RNA from Ostertagia ostertagi, 4575 nucleotides. The record is from the annotation of a GenBank genome assembly. Lineage: Eukaryota; Metazoa; Nematoda; Chromadorea; Rhabditida; Trichostrongylidae.